Molecule: messenger RNA, 1467 nt
Organism: Thermothelomyces thermophilus ATCC 42464
Lineage: Eukaryota; Fungi; Ascomycota; Sordariomycetes; Sordariales; Chaetomiaceae
Exons: 1
Source: RefSeq, a predicted model, not a curated record
CAACAAACCACGGUCGCCGCCUGGAUGUAACCACCCGCUCGCGUCCUAACCAAUGUAAUCCGUAUAUUAGUGUAAUCACAGCCCCGAGAGCCCCAAGAAAAGGAAUCUUUCGGAACAUAGAUGUUCCUCCAGGCAAAUCCAUCCAUCCAUCCAGCUCCGCCGUGCUCUUCGUCCGUCCUCCCGGAGCCAUGGCGCCCAACCUCAGCACUCUGCCGACCGAGACGCUCUCGCUCAUCCUCAGCCAUUUCUGCCUGCACUGCAGCAAGCAACACGACUACGACUCACCCGAGGGCUAUUUCCGAAGCACUGCACAUGAUGAGCAGCAGCCAGACCAACCAUCAUGGUACUCACGCGAGUGCCGACAACCCCUUCACGCCGUGUGCCUGGUAUCACGGCGCCUGUUCCUCAUCGCCCAGCCCAUUCUCCAUCACGAAUUCAUCCCCGGCUACGGCGACGCAUGGAAAUCUAGUCACUUUUCAUGGACCGGCAGGCUGGCCUCCUUGCUGCGCACCGUGGCCACCCGCCCGGACCUAGCCGCGCUGCUGAAGCGCAUCUUCAUACACCCAUACCUGCUCCGGGCCGUUCCAGAAGAGGAGGCUCAAGCUGUGCUGGAGGAGGUCCUGCAGCCUGCAGCUGCUGCCCCGGGAGUCAUCGUGCGGCUCUCCGAAUACCUUGACCCUUUUGACGAGUUCCUCAAACGACGAACCCGCCACCACCGCAAAGGCGCGAGUCUCGCCGGCUGGAAGCUUGUCGGCGCGCUGCUGGCGCUGGUGCCAAAUCUCGAGCGGUUAAGCCUCCAAGUAGCCGACGUGGGGGGAGUCCCCGCCGCAGCGUUUGCGGCGUUGCGUAGCCCACCGGGUUCCUCUGGCUCGGUGCUUUCGAAACUGAAGACGCUCGACGUUUGCCACCGCAACGAUGGAUCUUGGCUAUUCAGCUUGGAAGACUGCGCCAGCGGGGUUCUGGAUGCGGUAGCGGCCGGCGAUGGGCACCUAUCGACGCUGAACCUUCACGGGUGUAGGAGGGUCGGCCGAUCGAACUUGCACGGCUUGCAGACGCUGCGACUCAGCGACAGCAGAUUUGCUGACGGGAAUCUGGCUGCGGCGCUGCGUUCAUGCAGCAUCCCGGGACUCAAGUCCUUUUUCUACGAAGCCAGAAUACCCCUGCCCUACUUCUGGCUUUCCGUCGACACUCGUGAGACACAUCCUGUCCCACUCUCACUUCCUCCUCCACUUGCCGUCUGGUCGACCCAUCGUAACUAACCUCCAACCUCCCUUCCCUUCCGUUCCCUUCCCUUUCCCCAGACAGCGGCGACGACCACUUCCAGCCCACCACCGCCAUCCAGCUCCUCCUCCCGCACGCCCCGUCCCUCACCUCCCUGCACCUCGAUCUCCGCAAGCGCGGCGAAGCCUACCUCUCUCCGGAGUCGGGCAUCGGCUGGUUCAGCAUCGAAUGCCUCUCCUCGACCAA